This is a messenger RNA of Argiope bruennichi, 1681 nucleotides long. Its product is annotated as U3 small nucleolar RNA-associated protein 15 homolog. Gene Ontology annotation, cellular component: nucleolus. Gene Ontology annotation, biological process: positive regulation of transcription by RNA polymerase I; rRNA processing. Gene Ontology annotation, molecular function: protein binding. Bases 59 to 1606 code for a protein of 515 amino acids. NCBI's taxonomy places the organism in Eukaryota, Metazoa, Arthropoda, Arachnida, Araneae, Araneidae. The record is from RefSeq and is a predicted model, not a curated record. The transcript has 13 exons.
ACGUUUGUUUCUCUGUGCACAUGGUUGAUCCCUUCGGAAAUUGAAUAAACUGAGCGCGAUGACUGAAUUUAAACCUUUAGAAGUCUUUGAAUAUCCUCGUUCAGGAGUUCAAAUUACAGAAGAAAAUCUGUAUUGGAAAAAUCUAGGAUUUCCAUGUGCUUUCAAAGAAUUUGGAGCAAUUGAUUACAUUGAUUUCUCAUCACAAGAACCAUACAAUGCUGCUGUCACUUGUUCAGCCAAAGUACAAAUAUAUAAUACAGCGAACAAUAAGCACCAGUCAUCUUUUUCAAGAUUUAAGCAGGCUGCAUAUGGUGGUGUGUUUCGAAAGGAUGGAAAUCUUCUUGUAGCAGGAAGUGAAGAUGGUUUUUUACGGUUAUUUGAAGUGAAGAUGAGUCGUUUACUACGUAUAUUUAAAGGACAUAAAGCAGCAACUCAUCGCUGCAAUUUCACAUCAGAUGGAGUGCACAUUCUUAGUUUUUCUGAUGACAAAACAGUAGGAUUGUGGGAUAUACCUACAGAAACAAAAUUAAAAUCAUUUGAAGAACACAAGGAUUAUAUAAGAGCUGGUGCUGUCAGUCAAUCUUCUCAGGACUUAUUUAUUUCAGGUUCAUAUGAUCAUACAGUGAAGUUGUAUGAUGCACGUACUGGCAGUUCGGUGAUGACUGUAGAUCAUGGAGUUCCUGUAGAAUCAGUUCUCAUGUUUCCUUCAGGAGGACUUUUUAUCUCAGCUGGUGGGACAAGUUUGAAGGUUUGGGAUCCAGUUGCAGGAAGAUUGCUUUCACAAGUGAUUCAGCACCAUAAAACUAUCACUUCUCUUUGUUUUGCAAGUAAUGGAAGGCGUUUAAUGUCUGGAUCAUUAGAUAGGCACAUCAAAAUAUAUGAUGUAACAUCAUAUGAAGUUGUUCAUACACUGAAUUAUCCAUCACCAAUUUUAAGCAUUGCAGUUGCUCCUGAUGAUAAAGCUGUUGGUGUGGGAAUGACAGAUGGAUUGUUUUCCUUGAGACAUAUGAAACCAUCAAAAGCACCAGAAGAAACUAAGCAGAAAAAAAGUACUUUCUAUCAGUAUCGCUUAUAUGGAACAGAUUUCAAGCCUACUGAUAGUGAUGUUGUUGUUCCUGAAAAGAAAAAGAAAAUUUAUAAACAAUAUGAAAAUUACUUGAGAAGUUUUGAAUCUACCAAAGCUCUAGAUACAGUUUUGAAAGAUAAAGUCCAGAAAGAUAACCCUGAAAUUACUAUUAGUGUGAUGAUGGAGCUCAUCCGAAGAGGUGCAAUCAAAGCAGCCAUGGCAGGCAGAGAAGGAGAAUCCUUAUUACAGCUGCUUAAAUUUGUUACAAAGUACAUUGGAGAUCCUCGAUUCAUGAGAGUUCUUAUAGAUGUUGGAUUAAUACUUCUUGAAUUGUAUGGCCCUAAAUUUAAUGAUCCAGAAACGAGGAAGAUGUUUCAGGUUCUGCAGGAUGCAGUGGACAACCAAGUCUUAUACAUGCAAGAAAUGGAAGAAAUUCAGGCUGUCAUUCAGACUAUCUUAGUUUCCACAUACUCGCAAGAAGAUGAAGAAGAAAUGAUGCUGCCCAAAGCAAUAUCAAAUACAAUACCUGUCCAAACAUGAUUAAUGUUUUCAUAGUUGUUUUUAUACAUUAUGUACAUUUUGUAAUUAAAUUACUUCAUCUCUUUUUAUUUUUUA